Rhinichthys klamathensis goyatoka is the source of this 1660-nucleotide messenger RNA. RefSeq names its product guanine nucleotide binding protein (G protein), alpha inhibiting activity polypeptide 3 (gene gnai3). The record is from RefSeq and is a predicted model, not a curated record. The transcript has 9 exons. NCBI's taxonomy places the organism in Eukaryota, Metazoa, Chordata, Actinopteri, Cypriniformes, Leuciscidae. Gene Ontology annotation, cellular component: heterotrimeric G-protein complex. Gene Ontology annotation, biological process: adenylate cyclase-modulating G protein-coupled receptor signaling pathway. Gene Ontology annotation, molecular function: GTP binding; G-protein beta/gamma-subunit complex binding; GTPase activity. The coding region runs from base 475 to 1539 and encodes 354 amino acids.
AACCAGCAGCACGAUUCGUUCAUUUCAAAGAUUCGUUCAAAAACACCGAAUCGUUAACAGCACAACUGUAAUCCACUUCGAGAUAUUUAGCUAACGUUACAUGGUUUGGAUACAGUCUUGGAUAUCGUUUUUGCGAAAAAAAAAAAGUAAACUGGCGUUCAAAACAGAUCUCAUGAGCCUCAUCGAUGGAAACUUUUUAAUCACGGAAACAUUAAUCUUCUGUGUUUCUGGUUUUGGGUACUUUGUGCUGUCCCAGCUAAUGUAGUUGCAGCGGUCAAGUAUAAGAUUGCUGUUAUUAGAGCUGCCAUUUAACAUGUUUUAAAGGAUCUGUUUCCAUACGCUGGCAGCAUCACGUGCAAACCUGCCAACGCCUUUUCUCUCUUUGGCUUCGUUAUUCUCCAAGCUCUAGGAUAAUUACAACCGCGUUCAGUUUUAGAGUUUUUUUUAUUAAUUGUUUUAUAAACGUUUUGAAAAAUGGGUUGCACUUUAAGUGCUGAAGAUAAAGAAGCGAUGGAGAGGAGUAAGAUGAUUGAUCGGAACCUUCAAAAGGACGGAGAGAAAGCAUCCAGAGAAGUCAAACUACUGCUGCUCGGUGCUGGGGAAUCAGGGAAGAGUACAAUAGUUAAGCAAAUGAAGAUCAUUCAUGAAGAUGGUUACUCAGAUGAGGAGUGCAAGCAGUAUAAAGUCGUGGUUUACAGCAACACUAUCCAGUCCAUCAUUGCCAUUAUCAGGGCCAUGGGCCGUUUAAAGAUCGACUUUGGGGACUCUGCAAGAGCGGAUGACGCUCGUCAGCUUUUCGUGCUCGCGGGCACUGCAGAGGAAGGGGUCAUGACCCCUGAGCUCUCUGGGGUCAUCCGCCAGCUGUGGAAGGAUGAAGGAGUCCAGACGUGUUUCAUCAGAUCACGAGAGUAUCAACUCAAUGAUUCAGCAGCAUACUAUCUGAAUGACCUGGAUAGGAUAUCCCAGCCUACCUACAUGCCUACUCAACAAGAUGUGCUGAGAACUCGGGUCAAGACCACUGGCAUUGUAGAAACACACUUCACCUUCAAAGAGCUCUACUUCAAGAUGUUUGAUGUAGGAGGUCAGCGUUCAGAGCGGAAGAAAUGGAUUCAUUGUUUUGAAGGCGUCACUGCCAUUAUCUUCUGUGUGGCGCUCAGCGACUAUGACCUGGUCCUAGCUGAAGAUGAAGAGAUGAACCGAAUGCAUGAGAGCAUGAAGCUUUUUGACAGCAUCUGCAACAAUAAGUGGUUCACAGACACAUCCAUCAUCCUCUUCCUCAAUAAGAAGGAUCUGUUCGAAGAGAAGAUCAAGAGAAGUCCACUCACGAUAUGCUACCCAGAAUACUCUGGAACGUAUGCAUAUGAGGAAGCAGCGGCCUACAUCCAGUGCCAGUUUGAGGAUCUGAACAAAAGAAAGGACACUAAGGAGAUCUACACACACUUCACCUGUGCCACAGACACCAAGAACGUACAGUUUGUGUUUGAUUCAGUCACUGAUGUCAUCAUCAAGAAUAACCUCAUAGAGUGUGGCCUCUAUUGAAGCAUCAUCUGUGUGCUAAGUCGUUUAUGGAAGAUUUCUGAGCUUCACUGGCUGGUUGUUCCUGGUUUUGUCCGUUUCCUCCGGCAGCGGAUGAGCGAGAGAGACUGCCACCCCGAUGCAU